AUGCAAACCUUAAACUCAAAUAAUCCAAAUAUUGCUCAAAUUCACAACGCUAUUGCUGCUGAUUAUUAUACUAAAGAUGAUUAUACCAAUGCAUUGGAAUCAUACAAGAAAGGAUUAUUAAUCUUUACGGAAGCAUAUGGUGAAGAUCAUCCAAAUGUGGCUAUGUGUCUCAAUAAUAUGGGUUUUAUCUAUCAAGAUGAGGAGAAAUACUCAGACGCAUUAGACAUUUACAAAAGUCUUGCUCAAUAUGAUCAAGCAUUAGAAUAUCUGAAUUUAUUACUUGAAAUAUCAAAAAAAUCUCUUCAUCCUCAACAUCCUGAAAUUGCAAUAACACUUGAGAAUAUCAGCCUUGCUUAUGAAAGAAAAGAUGAAAUGUCUGAAGCACUCUUCUAUAUUACACAAGCAGCAACAAUAUUUCGCCAUUCAUUACCUCCAACACAUUCUAGAGUAAUUGAAAUUGAACAAAGUAUUCAACAUAUUUCAUCGAAACAAAAAUAG
Rotaria sordida is the source of this 498-nucleotide messenger RNA. The record is from the annotation of a GenBank genome assembly. Lineage: Eukaryota; Metazoa; Rotifera; Eurotatoria; Philodinida; Philodinidae.